GUCGGGUUGUGAGUUCGCUUGUUUGAAUACCGAACCUACGACCCGACCGCGACCAAUCCGUGCUGUUUUUACAAUGUGUGUGUAACUUGUCAAGACUUGUCCGGCGACGAAACAGUUCUUCCGAGAUCAACGAAAGUAUCAAGUCAUUUUUGAAGGGAAUUCAAAUUAAAAUGUCUUUUGAAGAUAAUAAAUCUUUUUGGGAGGAAUUUAUCCAACUUUACCAGGAAAAUCCUUGUCUUUGGGACAUCAAGUGUAAGGAUUACCGCAACAAACAGAAAAAAACUGCUGCGUAUGAGAAUUUAAUUAACAAAAGCAAAGAAAUGUUUCCAGAUGCCAACAAGAAAUUUGUUAUCAAAAAAAUAUCGUCCUUACGGUCAUCUUUCCGACGCCAGAUAAGACGUAUUAAUAGUUCAAAGAGAAGUGGGGUGGGAACAGAAGAUGUACCAGAACCUACAUUGUGGUAUUUUGAUCUAUUGACUUUCCUGAUGGAUCAAGAAGAGUCUCGUGCAGCGGUUUCUUCGAUAGAAGGAAAUAACCUAGAUGACCAAUCACAGGCCUCAGAAGCCGAUGCAUACACACAACAUUCUGAUCAAGAUUUAGAUUCAUCAUCAGUUUUAUCGCCUGAAGCUCCUCAAAGUGCAACACCAAGUUCCCGUAACAAGCGAACUCUCAACUGCACAACUUGGACACAGAAGAAAAAUACAUUUUUGGAUGCUUCCAUAAAAGUAUUGGAAACUCCGCAACAGGAUGUUCUUGAACCACAAGAAAUAACAUUUGGCAAAAAUACUGGUCAACAAUUACAGGAUAUUGCAGUUGGACAGAAUGUGCUAUACCAUGCAAAAUUGGGAAAUCUCACACAUUCUUCUCAUAUUUCCCUGGGUUACCAACCACCAUCAUAUCAAAGUGCCCCAUGCGUUCCGCAAGCACAAAUAUUUCAAAACUCAUGCUCCAGGUAUACAACAUCCAUUAACCCAACCUUUAAUGAACCCAGCACGUCAUAUACACAUCAACCAGAUGUACCAACUUCUACCACUUUGACAACUCCAAAUCAGGCGUCUGCAAAUAGGGAAGUGAUGGAAGAAUUUUUAGUUUUUCCCAGGCAAAAUAAUUAAGAAGUGAUAAGGUACUACGAGUAUUACAGACUGAUUCACAUAUCUUUAAUUGUUAGACAUAAUUUGAAAUAAUAAAAGUUUUUUCAACACUCUGUUUCUUAUAUGCAUCAGAAUACAUGAAAAAAAUAAUUAUUGUACUUAC
Molecule: messenger RNA, 1254 nt
Organism: Acanthoscelides obtectus
Lineage: Eukaryota; Metazoa; Arthropoda; Insecta; Coleoptera; Chrysomelidae
Source: the annotation of a GenBank genome assembly